Messenger RNA from Schizophyllum commune H4-8, 1568 nucleotides. RefSeq lists its product as uncharacterized. NCBI's taxonomy places the organism in Eukaryota, Fungi, Basidiomycota, Agaricomycetes, Agaricales, Schizophyllaceae. The coding region runs from base 134 to 1513 and encodes 459 amino acids. The record is from RefSeq and is a predicted model, not a curated record. The transcript has a single exon.
GCCUAAGUCGAUACGGCGGCGACAGUCCUUUACUAGCAACAUCACCGACUUAUCGUACGCAUCGGAUAGUGACGAGACGGAUACAGGAUAUGAUGAGGACGAGGACGAGGGCCUACAUCGCACUCUCGGAGACAUGGGCGUGCUUUCGUCCCCCGUGUCGGAUCGCACCGUUGACUCGCCGCUGCAUCGCCAUCCACGCGAGGUCGAGGGCGAAGACGAAGGCGCACAUCCUGCGGACGUGGUCAACGACGACGCGAUGACCGAGUUUGGACCCAGUCCCAUCAGCACCCGGCCGCUCUCGACGCUCGUCUUCAGCAACAUCUCCCCCGCUGUCGACGACUUCGACAACGGCUAUUCGCCCUAUUCCUCUCGCAGCUCCUCUCCGCUCUCGCCCAUCCGCUACGCGCCGCAGGUCGACUCGGACGACGAGUUUGCCGACGGCGCGGGCUCGGACGCGGACUCGGACGUCUCGUCCAUCAUGUUCGGCGAUAAUCCCAGUCCAACGUCGGGCAGCCCCGUCGACGAGUCACCGACGUCGCCUAUCCGCCUCCCCACCCGCGCGCGGCGGCGCAAGUCGUACAGCGCAAGCACGCGCUCCCGCCGGAGCCUCUCCUCGACGCGCCGCGAGCCACCGAUACCGCGUCGGCGUGUGCGCCCGUCCGCACGGCGCUCGCACUCGGUCGGCAGCCGCGACGACCUCUCGUUCACCUCGCGUCGCACGAGCACCUUCGCGGCCGGCCUGCGCGACGACUUUGGCGGGCGGUACGCGGGGAGCGCCUUUCAGGUCGACUACGACACGCCGAGCACGGCGUCGACGGACCACUCUCAUCAACCGCUGCUCGCGCCUGUGCGCGCGCCGGAGGCUGAGAAAGAGAAGGAGAAGUUCGGCCCGCCGAGCGCGUUCAUGAAGUUUGCGCCGCAGCUGGCGGAGGGCGGCGUCGUGGGGAGCAUCACGUAUGUGACGACGGGCGGGAAGGCGAAGGCACGGGGGCGGUCGGCGUCGCGCGAGCGAAAGGGCCAGCAGGAAGGGGAGAACUCGAAAGAGCGCGAGGAGAAGAAGAAGAAACGCGGGCGUGGGGUUAUGGGGCUCUCCAUGGGCCUCACUGGUGGCGGGAAGGAGAAGGAGGGCCGCGACCGCAGUGCGUCGGGCUCGCUCCCUCCACCACCUCCUUCUGCGCCCAUAGGCUCCCGCGUCGCCGCGCAGAUCCACAUGAUGGACUCCGCCGUGUACCAUGGCACCGACGCGUACCACGAGGAUGCCGCGCAUGCGCACUACGUCGACACGGAUGGCUACCCAACGCAGCCAUUGCCUGGCAUCAAGUACGCGACGACGCGGCACGCCGUGAGCCGCUCGCGCUCGGGCCUGAGCAUUGACACCGCGCACUCGGGUGCGUCGUCCGCGGAGAGCUGGCGCUAUGGCUCGCGUGAGGAGCUCUUCCGGCAAAAGGAGGCUUCGAAAGGCGAGGAGGUGCGGCUGAAUAAGGAGGAUAUGUAUCGGGUCGUGAAUCGAUAGUGAGGGUGGAUGGUUGUGAUGGGGAAGUUGCCGAUGGUGGGUAGAUGUGUUGUGG